Elephantulus edwardii (Cape elephant shrew) is the source of this 576-nucleotide messenger RNA. RefSeq names its product visinin-like 1 (gene VSNL1). The record is from RefSeq and is a predicted model, not a curated record. Bases 1 to 576 code for a protein of 191 amino acids. Gene Ontology annotation, molecular function: calcium ion binding. The transcript has 3 exons. Lineage: Eukaryota; Metazoa; Chordata; Mammalia; Macroscelidea; Macroscelididae.
AUGGGGAAACAGAAUAGCAAACUGGCCCCUGAAGUGAUGGAGGACCUGGUGAAGAGCACAGAGUUUAAUGAACAUGAGCUCAAGCAGUGGUACAAAGGCUUCCUCAAGGACUGCCCAAGUGGGAGGCUGAACCUCGAGGAAUUUCAGCAGCUCUAUGUGAAGUUCUUCCCGUAUGGUGACGCCUCCAAGUUUGCCCAGCACGCGUUCCGGACCUUUGACAAAAACGGGGACGGCACCAUCGACUUCCGAGAGUUCAUCUGCGCCCUGUCCAUCACCUCCAGAGGCAGCUUUGAGCAGAAGCUGAACUGGGCCUUCAACAUGUACGACCUGGACGGUGACGGCAAGAUCACACGAGUGGAGAUGCUGGAGAUCAUCGAGGCUAUCUACAAGAUGGUGGGCACUGUGAUCAUGAUGAAAAUGAAUGAAGAUGGUCUCACACCUGAGCAGCGGGUAGACAAGAUUUUCAGCAAGAUGGAUAAGAACAAAGAUGACCAGAUUACACUGGAUGAAUUCAAAGAAGCUGCAAAGAGCGACCCUUCCAUUGUACUACUUCUGCAGUGUGACAUCCAGAAAUGA